Molecule: messenger RNA, 807 nt
Organism: Penicillium alfredii
Lineage: Eukaryota; Fungi; Ascomycota; Eurotiomycetes; Eurotiales; Aspergillaceae
Product: enoyl-CoA hydratase/isomerase family protein
Exons: 1
Coding region: 1-807 (268 amino acids)
Source: RefSeq, a predicted model, not a curated record
AUGGCAGACGAUCUUGGAACGAACCUUGUCCAGCUACAAGACCUAAAGAACGGGGUCCUAUUAAUCAAACUCAACAAACCACAGUCAGGGAAUUCUUUACACCCCGUUCUCCUUGCCGAUUUACGUCAAGUCAUUCAAUGGGCAAAUCAACAAAACACCGUCCAAAUUAUUGUUUUGACUGGAAAUGGCCCUUUCUUCUGUACCGGCAUGGAAUUAAUAAGUGAUGAGGAGAUCUCCUUUGCACUAGGUGCAGACUUCCAUCAACUUAAUAAGGAGCUGAUCUUAUCUGAGAAGAUCUUAAUCGCUGCGGUAAAUGGCCCUGCUGUAGGAUAUGGUACCACCUGCCUUGCGUUAUUUGAUCUGGUCUAUUCCGUCCCAGAGGCUUACUUCUUCCUUCCAUUUAUCAAAUGGGGAUUUCUUCCGGAGGCCACUGCAAGCUUCAGCUUUGGGAGAAUGAUGGGCCACCAGAGAGCAUCAUCAUUGUUUCUGACAGGGGAGCGCAUCUUCGCCCCGGAGGCAGAACGGUUGGGCCUUGUCAGCAGAGUUCUUCUAUCUGAGAACUUCCUAGGACAGGUCCUAGCAAUUGCAGAUAGUAUCGACCGUUCGCCUGGUGGCUCUCUCCAAGCAACAAAGCGAUUGAUGAAACACCCACUCGUGAAGGAUUUGCUGGACACAAAUGAUCGUGAAUGCCGUCUGCUUCAGGAAGAGAGAAUGUCCAGUGAUAAUGUCAAAUAUGCAAAGGAGCAAUUCAAGAUUGAACGAGGCCGAAAACGCCGGGAGAGACAGGAGGUCAAGGCGUCACUGUGA